Messenger RNA from Macroventuria anomochaeta, 1667 nucleotides. RefSeq names its product Undecaprenyl diphosphate synthase. Gene Ontology annotation, cellular component: lipid droplet; membrane; dehydrodolichyl diphosphate synthase complex. The record is from RefSeq and is a predicted model, not a curated record. Gene Ontology annotation, molecular function: ditrans,polycis-polyprenyl diphosphate synthase [(2E,6E)-farnesyl diphosphate specific] activity. Bases 278 to 1360 code for a protein of 360 amino acids. Lineage: Eukaryota; Fungi; Ascomycota; Dothideomycetes; Pleosporales; Didymellaceae. The transcript has 3 exons.
GGAAAGACCGGUAACGCUUAGACUUUCCGAGGUCCCUUGGACACUGCGCGUUCAGCCUGCGCCUCAGCUUUCUGGCCUUGGUUUACGUAGCAUCUUACGAGACUUGGCCUUCAUAUACAGCAUGCCGCCCAUUCCGUGAUAUCCUAGCCCUCCAAUUCCACCAUAGACCACUCCACGCACUAGACUGUCCAAUCUUUCUCGAUCAACUGUCCCUGCAACUGCGACGUUCCUAUACAUUUCCUAGACCGAGUACCUCCAGGGCUCAACAAUUUCCACCAUGGGCUCCCUCCACGAUUCCCGCAUACACAAGUGGCUCGCAACCUCGCCGCCGGUCGCAUGGACAAUACGACAGCUGAGAGAGAUUCUCAUCGGCUCUCUCAAGCAGGGACCGAUUCCCCAGCAUGUUGCGUUCGUCAUGGACGGUAACAGGCGGUUUGCGCGAAACCACCACAUUGAGACCGUAGAAGGGCACAACAUGGGCUUUGAGUCCUUAGCAAGGAUAUUAGAAGUCUGCUACAAGACAGGUGUGACGGUUGUCACAAUCUACGCCUUCAGUAUUGAGAACUUCAAGCGCUCAAAACACGAAGUCGAUGCUCUGAUGUCCAUGGCCAAGGUCAAGCUCGAGCAGCUGUCUGAGCAUGGUGCUCUUCUCGAUCGAUACGGAGCAUCCGUCAGGGUAUUGGGCCAACGAGAUCUGAUCAAGCCUGACGUCCUCAAGGCGGUCGACAAAGCCGUGUCUUUGACUGCGCAUAACAAGAAGGCUAUCCUAAAUAUCUGCUUUCCAUACACCUCCCGAGACGAGAUUACGACCGCAGUCAUGAAGACUGUCGAGACCUACAGCACACCGAUUCAUAACCUCCAGAGCCCUUCGAAACGUACAUUCUCCGAAUCAGGCAUCACACAGCACAUCCGCAAGCAAUCUCUCAAGGAUGAUUCAGAAGGCGGGGCUGAGCAGCGCGAAUCUCGGUCGUCUUCACCAUCAAAAGAGGGCAAGCACGACGACGAGCGGUCUUUGUCAUCGUCGACGGCGAUCAACCCGUCGGAGAAAGAUGAAUCGCAUCUUCACCAGUUCCUGGAUCCUGAGGCAAUCACCGCUCAAACCCUGACGGACAACAUGAUGACAGCGGAUGCCCCACCACUUGACUUGCUAGUGCGCACGUCCGGUGUGGAGCGAUUGAGCGACUUCAUGCUAUGGCAAUGUCACGAGAACACAUCGAUUGUGUUCCUGAAGUGCUUGUGGCCAGAAUUCGACUUGUGGCACUUUCUGCCGGUGCUGGUGGAAUGGCAAUGGCAGCAGAAGAAGAUACAGGAGGCCGCAGCACAACAACAGAGAAGUCGUGGGCGGUCCAAGUCGGACUAGUACCACCUUCAGGUAGCUACGACACAUGGAGAGGCAGAUGAAGUGCAGCGAUCAAGAUGCAUCGACGAUACCCCAGAAGCAAGCGAGCUUAUUCAUAGUGGAAUGCAAGAUUUUGGCAAAUCAGAAUGCGCAACAACCGAGUUCAUAGUCCAGACUCGACUCCCAACCGUUUGGAGACUACAGUAGCUCGCACGCGAGUGUAGGCAGAUGACACGCGGCAGGGUCCUUAUCUUUUCCUGACGUUUGCGUUCCUACACCGCCGUAGAACCAAUCCCCGUUAUUCGCGCUACGGCAGGGUAGACCACGA